This is a messenger RNA of Choloepus didactylus (southern two-toed sloth), 1749 nucleotides long. RefSeq names its product beta-ureidopropionase 1 (gene UPB1). Gene Ontology annotation, molecular function: beta-ureidopropionase activity. Bases 1 to 1413 code for a protein of 470 amino acids. The record is from RefSeq and is a predicted model, not a curated record. The transcript is spliced from 12 exons. Lineage: Eukaryota; Metazoa; Chordata; Mammalia; Pilosa; Megalonychidae.
AUGGAGAACAGGGGGUUGACAGCAAAAGGGGCUCUGAACCUGUCACCCCAGCGACAGUCUCAUGAUCCACCCCCACCCCGGAAAGUGCGCCCCGCGGCCUCCCACGCCGAGGCGGCCGCGGGGAGGGACCCGGGACCCCGCGCAGGGAUCCCCGACGGCCGCGCCUGGGAACCGCCUCGCGAGCGGCUGAGGCUGGAUGGAGCGGAGGGGGCGUGGCCCUGCGAGUGCCGGAGGCGGGGCGAAGAGCGAAGGGGCGCAUGGCGGGGCCCUGAGUGGAGGUCGCUGGAGCAGUGCUUGGAGCAGCACCUGCCACCCGCAGACUUGCGGGAGGUGAAACGCAUUCUCUAUGGCAAGGAGACCAGGAAGCUCGAGCUGCCCAGCAGGGCCCUGGAAGCUGCCUCCGAAGGGGACUUUGAACUGCAGGGCCACAUCUUCGAGGCGGCCAAGGAGCAGCUGCGGCCACCCCGCGUUGUGCGAGUGGGGCUCGUGCAGAACAGAAUCCCCCUCCCCGCGGGGGCCCCCGUGGCCAAACAGGUGGCUGCGCUUCACCGCCGCAUAGAAGUCAUCGUGGAUGUGGCUGCUAUGUGUGGAGUCAACAUCAUCUGCUUCCAGGAAGCCUGGACAAUGCCCUUUGCCUUCUGCACGAGAGAGAAGCUUCCGUGGACAGAGUUUGCCGAGUCGGCAGAGGAUGGACCUACCACCAGGUUCUGCCAGAAGCUGGCGAAGAAACACAACAUGGUGAUCGUAUCGCCCAUCUUGGAGCGGGACGGGGAGCACGGAGACGUCCUGUGGAACACGGCCGUGGUGGUCUCCGACUCCGGAGCCGUCCUGGGAAAGACCCGGAAGAACCACAUCCCCAGAGUGGGCGACUUCAACGAGUCAACCUACUACAUGGAGGGAAACCUGGGCCACCCCGUGUUCCAGACGCGGUUUGGAAGGAUCGCGGUGAACAUCUGCUACGGGCGACAUCACCCCCUCAACUGGCUCAUGUACAGCAUCAACGGGGCCGAGGUCAUCUUCAACCCCUCAGCCACCAUCGGCACCCUCAGUGAGAGCCUGUGGCCCAUCGAGGCCCGGAACGCGGCCAUCGCCAACCACUGCUUCACCUGUGCCAUCAAUCGUGUCGGCGAGGAGCAUUUUCCAAACGAAUUUACCUCUGGAGACGGAAAGAAAGCCCACCAGGAUUUCGGCUACUUCUACGGCUCGAGCUACGUGGCAGCCCCAGACGGCAGCCGGACCCCCGGGCUCUCCCGUAACCGGGACGGGCUUCUGGUUGCCGAGCUUGACCUCAACCUGUGCCGGCAGACGAGCGACAUCUGGAGCUUUAAGAUGACGGGCCGGUACGAGAUGUACGCCCAGGAGCUGGCCAAAGCUGUCAAACCCGACUACAGGCCCAAUGUCGUGCAGGAGUAGCCGGCCUGGGGCCCUGCCUGCCCAGGGAUGGCACCCCCUCUUUGUCCAGCUGGGGAGCAAGCGACACAGCCUUAUCCUGUCCACAUCCUCCGGGAAGUUGCUUGGAUAAUCUUGCUCUCCAGGCUGGUGGCAAAAUGCCACGUGGUUGGGGAGCACUGGGGAGUGGCUGCUUAAUGGGUACGGGGUCUCCUUAGGGGUGACAAGGCGGUGGUGGGAGAAGAUGGAGAUGGUUGCACAACACAAUGAAGGCACUAAAUGCCACUGACUUGUAGGCUUUAAAAUGUUUGCUUUUUGGUUAUAGGACUUUUUCUUCAAUAAACCAAAGAGUUCCCAGGC